AUGACUUCAGCAUUACUUAAACCUUUAGUAGUAGUCACCGGAGCAUCAAGUGGAUUUGGUGUUGAGAUUGCAAAGUUAUUCAGUGCAGCUGGAUAUCCAUUGUUGUUGGUCGCUCGUCGUUUAAAGUUGAUGCAAGCACUAAACCUACCAAACACUCUCUGCAAGGAAGUGGAUGUCACCGACUACAAGCAAUUUGAAUCCGCUGUCAGAGAAGCUGAAGCCGUCUAUGGAAAGUGCGAUCUUAUGAUUAACAAUGCCGGUGUUAUGCUCCUCGAGAAGAUCUGGGAUCAAGACAUCGAAGAGUGGCACCGUAUGUUGGAGGUCAACUUGAAGGGUGUCAUGAACGGCCACAAGAUUGUGAUGCGUGACAUGAUCGACCGUCGUCACGGUACCGUCAUCAACGUGUCAUCGAUCGCCGGUCGUAAAUCGUUUGGAAAUCACGCUGCCUACUGUGCCACCAAGUUUGGUGUUCACGCACUCAGUGAGACCGUUCGUGAAGAGGCCGCACCCUACAAUGUUCGUGUCAUGGUGGUUGCACCGGGUGCUGCCGAGACCGAACUCCUCGGACACUCCACCAACGAAUCGAUCGUUGAAGGCUACAAAAGCUGGAAGGCAUCGACACUCGACCAAGGAAUCUCAUUGGAUCCAGUACACAUUGCCAGCUCCUGUAAAUUCAUGUAUGAAAUGCCACAAGAAGUCAAUAUCCGUGAACUCGUAUUGGCUUCCACCAAGCAAAACGCUUAA
This is a messenger RNA of Heterostelium album PN500, 744 nucleotides long. Its product is annotated as SDR family oxidoreductase. The record is from RefSeq and is a predicted model, not a curated record. NCBI's taxonomy places the organism in Eukaryota, Evosea, Eumycetozoa, Acytosteliales, Acytosteliaceae. The transcript has 2 exons. Gene Ontology annotation, molecular function: oxidoreductase activity. Bases 1 to 744 code for a protein of 247 amino acids. Gene Ontology annotation, cellular component: membrane.